Molecule: messenger RNA, 5739 nt
Organism: Lates calcarifer (barramundi perch)
Lineage: Eukaryota; Metazoa; Chordata; Actinopteri; Centropomidae
Gene: unc5ca
Product: unc-5 netrin receptor Ca
Exons: 18
Coding region: 396-3263 (955 amino acids)
Biological process (GO): netrin-activated signaling pathway
Cellular component (GO): membrane
Molecular function (GO): netrin receptor activity; protein binding
Source: RefSeq, a predicted model, not a curated record
CUCUCUCUCUCUCUCUGCGUAAACGGAGAGACUGGAGAGAAGGAGCGAGCGCACUGAGAGAGAAGCAGAGCUUAGUGGCGAGGCAGCAGUGCCGCUGACACGAGUGAAGGGGACCCCGUGGUUGUUUCCACCACCACCUCUCUCUCUCUCUCUCUCUCACUCACUCACUCACUCUGUUCUCGCAGCUUAACCUGCGCCUUUUCAGACGGACUUAGACAUCGGGGACCAGAGGCUAUACACACCUACCUACCUACCUUUUUGGUUUUGGACUCGUUUGAUUAAUCAGCAUAUCCUGUGGUGGAGCCGAGGGGGCGGUGGAGGGGGAGCACUCAUUAUCCCCCACCGUGGACCGAGGAGUUUUGUUGUGUGUUUAUGUGUUUUACGCGUCACUCGUAAUGGGGAAAAGUGGACAGAGAAGUGGAAUAGGACACGGGGGCUGCAGCUUGGUGAGGAUGUGCGCCGCGCCGGGGAUCCUGCUUCUCCUGGUGCUCGUACAUCCAGGAGUCGCCCAAGUGAGAGACGAUGAUGACUUCUUGAGUUUGAGCGAGCUCCCGGAGACCUUCCCCUCCGACCCGCCGGAGCCCUUACCUCACUUCCUGUUCGAACCCGAGGAAGGCUACAUUGUCAAGAAUAAGCCUGUCAAUCUGUACUGCAAAGCUACUCCCGCCACGCAGAUUUACUUCAAAUGCAACAGCGAGUGGGUCCAUCAGAAGGACCACACUGUGGAAGAGAGGGUAGACGAGAACUCAGGUCUGGUGGUACGAGAGGCCAGUAUAGAAAUAACACGGCAGCAAGUCGAAGAGCUGUUUGGUCCCGAAGAUUACUGGUGUCAGUGUGUGGCCUGGAGCUCUGCUGGAACCACCAAAAGUCGCAAGGCACAUGUCCGCAUUGCAUACUUGAAGAAGUCAUUUGAACAGGAACCCCUGGGAAAGGAAGUAUCUCUGGAGCAGGAAGUGCUGUUACAGUGUCGCCCUCCGGAGGGCAUACCAGCUGCUGAGGUGGAGUGGUUGAAGAACGGAGAGAUAAUUGACCCAGCAGAGGACAGAAACUUCUACAUCACCAUCGACCACAACCUGAUCAUCAAACAGGCGCGUCUGUCUGACACGGCCAACUACACGUGUGUGGCUAAGAACAUAGUGGCAAAAAGACAAAGCCAUACAGCAACUGUUAUUGUUUAUGUGAAUGGUGGUUGGUCAACAUGGACGGAGUGGUCAGUGUGUAACAGCCGUUGCGGUCGAGGCUUCCAGAAACGAACCAGGAGCUGCACUAAUCCCGCCCCUCUCAACGGAGGACUGCCCUGUGAUGGACAGGCCAUCCAAAAACUGUCCUGCACCACACUCUGCACUGUGGAUGGUGUGUGGACAGAAUGGAGUAAGUGGUCAGCCUGUGGGACAGAGUGUACCCAGUGGAGGAGGAGGGAGUGCAACAACCCAGCUCCUAAAAACGGAGGAAAGGACUGCGAGGGGCUCGUACUCCAGUCUCAGAACUGUACAGACGGACUCUGCAUGCAGAGUUCAUUGUUUCAGAAGUCCACUGAGUCCAAAGAAAACAUUGAUUUGGGAAUGCCAUCUGCUCCAAGCACAGAUGAUGUGGCACUGUAUGUGGGCAUUGUCAUCGCAGUGAUUAUGUGCCUGGUCAUCUCUGUCAUCGUGGCGCUGUUUGUCUACCGCAAGACACACCGUGACUUCGACUCAGUCAUCAUUGACACCUCAGCGCUAAAUGGAGGCUUCCAGUCUGUUAAUAUCAAAACCGCCAGAUCAGCUGAUUUACUGACAGCUCCUCCUGACCUGACGAAUGCAGCUGCCAUGUACCGAGGCCCAGUGUACGCCCUCCACGAUGUGUCAGAUAAAAUCCCAAUGACCAACUCCCCUCUCUUGGACCCUCUUCCCAACUUGAAGAUCAAAGUAUACAACUCCUCUGGUCUGGUCACGCCACAGGAUGACCUCGGAGGAGACUUUGCAUCCAAACUGUCUCCUAAGGUAACUCAGUCCCUGUUGGAUAACAGUGACACCAUGAACCUCCGCAACCAGAGCUUAGCCCGAACACGAGACCCUUCCUGCACUGCUCACGGAUCCUUCAACAACCAGGGAGGACACCUCAUUGUGCCAAACUCUGGUGUGAGUUUGUUGGUUCCAGCGGGUGCUGUUCCUCAGGGUAGGGUGUAUGAGAUGUAUGUGACUGUGCACAGGAAGGACAGCUUGAGACCCCCAGUAGAGGACAUCCAGACAGUGCUGAGCCCAGUGGUGAGCUGUGGACCUCCAGGAGCCCUGCUGACCAGACCAGUGAUCCUCACCAUCCACCACUGCGCCGACAAUGUCCAGGAAGACUGGCUCAUACAGCUGAAGAACCAACUGGCCAUGGGAGAAUGGGAGGAUGUGGUUGUGGUGGGAGAGGAAAACUUCACCACCCCCUGCUAUGUGCAGAUGGACUCUGAGGCAUGUCACAUCUUAACAGAGACACUGGGGACUUACUGCCUGGUGGGCCAAUCAAUUGGCAAGGCAGCCGCCAAAAGGCUCAAACUGGCUGUUUUUGGACCUGUCUCCUGCACAACUUUGGACUAUCACAUCAGGGUCUACUGUCUGGACGACACACAGGACGCACUCAAGGAGGUUCUUCAGAUGGAGACCCAGAUGGGAGGGAAGCUUCUGGACGAGCCAAAGACUCUGAACUUUAAAGACAGCACACACAAUCUGAGACUGUCUAUCCACGACGUGCCACACACACACUGGAAGAGCAAGCUCAUCGCAAAAUAUCAGGAGAUCCCAUUCUACCAGGUUUGGAGUGGCAGUCAGAGAACCCUUCACUGUACCUUCACCCUGGAGAGACUGAGCCCAGCCACCACAGAGAUCAGCUGCAAACUGUGUGUACGGCAGGUGGAAGGAGAGGGACAGAUCUUUCAACUCAGCAACACUUUGGAGGAGGAGGUCCAGUGCAUAGACACAUCCCUGAUGGACCCCGCCAGUAAUAUCACAACCUUAGUGGGGCCUAAUGCCUUCCGCAUUCCUUUAUCCAUCAGACAGAAGCUGUGUGGCAGUCUGGAUGCACCACAGACCAGAGGCAAUGACUGGAGGAUGCUCGCCCACAAACUCAACCUUGACAGGUACCUGAACUACUUUGCCACCAAAUCCAGUCCGACAGGUGUGAUUCUGGAUCUCUGGGAGGCCCAGCACUUCCCUGAUGGAGACCUAAAUGAACUGGCCGCUGUGCUGGAAGAGAUGGGUCGCCAUGACAGUAACUUCGCCUCCAUGACGACGGAACAUUGACGAAGCAAAGUGGUUACCAAGACAAGGACAGAACUCCGGAGACGAUUACACAUGAAUUCUCUAUGGCUGAUACUGCAGCAAGGGCAAUGAACGACUUAGAUGUGAGCAAAAGAAAAGUUGUUGCCAUGGUGAUUGAGCACCAGUUAAAUACCAUGGUAAUCAUGCCGACAUGGUAACAGACAGAGCGAGAGGUGCUCGAGCAGGUGCUGGAACUAUGUGCAUAUCUUUAUAUGUGUAUUUGCGCAAUGUUGCAGUGUCAUGUGUGAAUGAAGGAGAAAUAACCCUACCUACCACACAAACAGGCUUUCAGGAACAUACAAACCAUACACAUGCCUAAAAAAAAGACCUUGUGUAGUGUAACACCAGUUGUUCUCUUGCUGUUACUUUAUACUGAACAAAGACAAGCAGGGAAAAGAAAGAAGAAGCAACUGAGGUACUGACCUUGAAAACCUCUAUAAGAAAAGGAACAAAAUCAUAAAGGGAGAGAAGCUAAACUGAUUACAGAAGAGCAGGAGAAGGUAGAUUGAGGUAAGAGAGAGUGAGUUAGAGACUCUUUAGUAAGAUGAGAGUAAACACAGAGAGAAGCUAAACUGAUUACAAAAUGAUGGAAAAGCGGCAGGUUAUCAUCUGAAAGAACAGGACGGAAAACAGAUAAUGAUGGAGGGGAGCUAAAGAAGUGAUCCCACUCCUCUCUUGUGAGCCUUGGCUGUACGUGUUUGCCAGUACAGUUUGUUGUCUUUAUAUCGUUUCCUAGGGAACGCUCUAUGUAUUCUGCUGUCCAUAUGUGUGGAUCAUUUCCUGCUAACAGAAUUUGCUACACAGUGACUGUCAAUCAAGGAUCCUGACCAGAAACAAGCCAGAGACAACAGCUUUCCCUUUUUGGCUGACAUAACAUCGUAAGUGAUGUUUAAAGUAUCAAGUCUGUGGCGUCUAAGUUUGUAAAAAGAAGCCUGUCCAAAGAUGAUUACACUCCUGAUGGAUGUAAGUAAAAACUUAUUUUUGUUUGGCAUUUUCAGUAGUGUAUGGUUGUGACAGAUUUGUUAAAAUGUCUGUCUUGAGGUAUAUUUAAAAUUGCACCUAUGAUAAACAGAUAAGCAAGGCAGAAAUGCAAGACUGUCAGCUAUUUAUUAUAUUUAUGUACAGCAUACUAGAGUACAGUAUACAGUACACAAAUAUGUUUGUUUUAAAGGAGGCAGAAUUGACUAAUUUUACAAAUGUAUUUAUAUAUUUGUUAAGGAAAACAAAUUUUCCUGAGAAAAACAUGCAUUUCUGCACUCGCUGGAGGUUCACCACAAGCCACUGUAAAGAAUUGAAAUGGUCUUCAAGCAGCAAAUGCACUUCAAACUAAAAUGCUGUCCUGUAACUUCUUAAAGUGGAGUUGUUUGGUGAUGCAGGGUGGGGAAUUCCAGCCAUCACUACCACGUUUGGUUAACCACAACUUCAAAUCCAGGAGUCUCCCUGAUAGGCUGUUGGGGCUUGUUUCUGGACAGAGUCCAACUCAGUGAAAAGAGAGAAGAAGCAAAAAAGGGAUGAAUUAGAAGUGAAAACACAAGUGUUUUUAAAUACAGUAAUAUAGACAGUACCAUAGUAUUACGUGAUAGUGAAUUAAAUACAGCUGAUAUCAUUCAUUACCACUAAAUGUACCCAAAUAUACUGAUUUUAUCAAUCAUAUUUUUAAUUUACUAAAAUAUAUAUAUAGCCUAUAUAUAUAUAUAUAUUUCUUUCAUAUUUUCAGUGUCCUAUCAUCACAGGAUGUCAGUUGUUACCUGCCAUCAGGCCACAUGUGAUUUCAUUUGUGAUCACCACCAUGAUUUUGCUGGUCGCUAGCACCAUCCAGUGGCCUUUGAGGAAUAACAGCAUUUACAUUUACAUAUAUGGUGUUUUUUGUUUUUUUUUAAUUGUCUGAAAACGUGUAAAUACAUGAUUAUCAUGUUCAUCCUAAUGACCUUAUAUUACCAUAAUAUUUUUGUUCAGUGAUCAUUAUUGUGUUAUUUACAUCUCUCUCUUUGUUUUGCCAUUUUAAUGUUUUUAUAGAUGUGAACUGUAUGGAGGGAAAAAAAAAUCUGUAACAUAUCAGUUAGUUGCCCUUUUUCUCAAACAAUGUUCUGUCAGCAACUAACAUUCCAACUCAUGGUGUAUUUGUUGAAAAAGUUACAAUUUAGAGCUAAAAAAAAAAAAGAAAAAAAAAGAAAAACAAUAUAACAACAAAGGGGGCCUAUGUAAAAUGAAAUGUAAUAUAUUUGUGUGUUUGCAGAACAACUUUGUGAACCAAGGCUGGCUUUCAAAUGUGCGCACUGACCCCGGACAACAGUGUCUGACGAAAAGGUGUUACUCCAAUACGCUAACUCUGAGAAAGAAAGAAAAACAGCCUUAUUUUUUAGUGGCUUUUGAAUCGUCUUGAUGCCCUUGGGACAUGAAUUCUAUUCACCAUGUAAAGGACAGCAUGUUCAAAGGAAAUACAUGUAAAAUAUUCAAA